Molecule: messenger RNA, 160 nt
Organism: Trichobilharzia szidati
Lineage: Eukaryota; Metazoa; Platyhelminthes; Trematoda; Strigeidida; Schistosomatidae
Source: the annotation of a GenBank genome assembly
UUGGAUUAAAGAAGUAGCAAAUUUGGAAACUGAACAAAAAUCUCUUCUGGGAAACAGUCUGCUGGCAUCAGCAUUCUUAUGCUAUUUAGGUCCAUUUACAUCAGAAUUUCGUGAACGUCUAAUCUAUAAAGAUUGGCUGGUAUCUUUAAUUCAAGAUGGA